AAUCCAUUAAAGGUUGAAACUUUCAGCAGGAAGAAGAGAAAGGGUAACUGGAAAAAGGACCCUGGGGCGAGGAUCGAGCUGAGUAGACCAAACAAGCCUUCCAGUCCGUCUAUCGACAGCAAUCACAACAGCAGGGCCAUAAAUUCCAAAGAUGGCGAGAUCACCAGCAAUUGUUGGCGUUGUCCUGGACACUGUCACAUUGACAACAACACCAGUUCCAUUCAGUCCUGUCAACUGGUUCAAGUUCUGCUGCCAUAUCAGGUUGCCACGAGAAGCCGUCACUGCAUAGAUGUAGCCGUUCCAGGACGGGAAGUAGACGACUCCGUCGGCUACUGCUGGAGUUGCUGAAAUGUCUCUGCCUGCAUAGAAUGUCCAUCUUAGCUUCAGGUUCUUGACUGUGAACCUGUUGAUCAGCACCUCCCCGAUCGCGCGCCUUGAAUUGGUUAUAUCAGCACCGUGAUUCAGCCACUGGAUUAAUGGUGGAUUAGUGGGUUACCUUUACUUCAUUAAACAUGGAAUGGAAGAUUUAAAUGUAUCUAAAUGUACUUACAAUGGCUGAAAUGCUGCCCAGCAUGGAAGAUAGACAGAGAAGAAGGAGAAGGAAGUGAUUGUUGGCCAUUCUUGCUCAGAUGUCCAAUCAAUUAAUGUGAACCAAAAGUGUAAGCUAGCUCAUACUGAAAGCUUAACCUUGAUGCGAUUCUCUGCC
This is a messenger RNA of Linum tenue, 706 nucleotides long. The record is from the annotation of a GenBank genome assembly. Lineage: Eukaryota; Viridiplantae; Streptophyta; Magnoliopsida; Malpighiales; Linaceae.